Messenger RNA from Fukomys damarensis (Damara mole-rat), 833 nucleotides. Its product is annotated as U4/U6.U5 tri-snRNP-associated protein 1-like. The transcript has a single exon. The record is from RefSeq and is a predicted model, not a curated record. Bases 9 to 815 code for a protein of 268 amino acids. NCBI's taxonomy places the organism in Eukaryota, Metazoa, Chordata, Mammalia, Rodentia, Bathyergidae.
GCCGCUGGAUGUGCUGGGCAGGACGAGGUGGAGGUGGAUUUGCAGACGCAGCUGGAAAAGGGACGGGGCUGCGGCAGCUGCGGCAGUUGCAGCAGCUUUGUGACGGGAUAGAAGGUGGAGGAGGAGGAGGGGGCGAUCCCGAGCAGAAGGGGCACCAUCGUGUUCAACGCUACCUCAGAGUUGUGCUGCACCUUGCGGGAGAUCCCAGCCUACAGCUGGCUGGAAACCGGCAGGAGCAGGAGGUCAAGGACUUUGAACAGCAUGAGGAGGCUCAGCCAAUGGCGGCUUCCAGUCGGAUAGAGAAGAGAACAUUGGCUGGAGCGCUGUCAGCCUGGGUGAGGAGAAGCAGCAGCAGGAUUUCUCUGCCUCUGCCACCGUCGUCCCGAGGAGGAGUCCACAGUGAACAGAGGGCUGGCUGCUGCCCUGCUCCUGUGCCAGAACAGAGGUCUGCUGGAGACCACAGUUCAGAAGGUGGCUCGGUAAAGGCCCCCAACAAGUCCCGCCCUCAGCUCUGCACUGCUCUGAGGACAAGAGGCCAUCAACAGUGCAGUACAGCCAGUGAGAGUAUGGCGGCUUCACUCAGGACUUCAAGGAGAAGGCUGGCUACAAGCCGGACUUUUACAUGGAGCAUGUGGAAGGGACCGGCUGGAAGCUCACACCCAAGGAGGCCUUCCAACAGCUGUACCACCGCCUCCAUUGGGAAGGGCUGGGGCGAGAUGAAGAUGGAGUGGCGGAUGAAGAAGCUGGACAAGGAGGCACUUCUGAAGAUGGGCUCCAGCAACACACCCUUGGGCAGAGUGGCUCUGCUCCAGUAGAAGCAGGCGGUCCGGAAG